AUGUUUGUUUUAAAGUUGAGUAAGAAAGUGCAUCAAAAGAAGAAGAAGGGGAGUUCAUCGAAGAAACUCAAGAGAAAAGCUCCAGUUGAACCUUCUUCUCCUACAUCUUCUGAGGAGACAAUUUUUGUGUCUGGGUCUCCAAGCCCAAUUCGAUCACCACCUCCUAAAACAACUACUUUGAGAUCAUCAUCAUUACCCAAAACACCAUCUCCACAAAGACCGUCAUCUCCAUCUUCACCAAAAUCACCUCAAAUACCUCAAACACCUAUUCAUCAAUCUUCGCCACUUCUAGAAAUCAUUUCACCUGUACCACCAACAAUGGAACAAACUCAACCUCAAACCAAUGUAUCGCAAAUCCAUUCAUCAUCAUCAUUUCCUCGAUCUCCUCCACCUACAUAUUUUCAAGGCCGAAUGAAAUCAAUUCCUGUUAAUAUCCGCAAAACAUUCAAGAGAUCUCGAUUUGAAUAUGAUCGAUUUCAAAAAACUGAACAAGAAGAUGCAAAUGAUUCGAGUGUUGAUGAAUCAGAUUCUGAUGAUGCAAAUAUGAUGGAAGCCGAGAGCUCCCAACUCUCGCAAGAUCAAACCUCCGCAAGCCAUUCGGAAGUCUCUCAACAGACUGACGUCUCAUUUUUGCAUGAGCAAAAUCCACGUACUCCAUUCCAUUCUCCUUCUGAGUCUGUAAAUGUUGAAACACAAGAGACAUCUGCUCCUCUCUUGAACUUAUUGUGA
Messenger RNA from Erigeron canadensis, 729 nucleotides. RefSeq names its product neurofilament medium polypeptide-like. The transcript is spliced from 2 exons. The record is from RefSeq and is a predicted model, not a curated record. NCBI's taxonomy places the organism in Eukaryota, Viridiplantae, Streptophyta, Magnoliopsida, Asterales, Asteraceae. The coding region runs from base 1 to 729 and encodes 242 amino acids.